AUGGAAUAAAUUAAUAAAUUAGAUCUCUUUGGAGUUGUUAAAAGUAUAUAAAUUAUAUAAUAUUUAGAUGGAGGAUUAAAAAAGGCCUUCUUUUUUUAUACGUUUGGAUUUUUUGGUACUUUAUUUAUGACAAUCUCUUUUCUUAUGAUUUUAUCUAAUGCUUUAAAUGAACAAAAUAGUAUUAUAAUCAUAAUAAUAUUAGUGAAAAUAAUGAAGUCUUUAUCAGAAUUAAGUUCAAGUGAUCUUGGAACCUAUUAAAAUCAAAUGUAUGUUAAAACAAAGAAUACAAUUCACUAAUUAUAACUUAUAAAAACUAAUGAGAAGUUCAAUUAAUUUUCAUAUGAAAUCCAAUCAUUCUAAGUUUAAUUACCUUAACCAGAACAUUAAAUUUUUAAUUCCAAAUUUUUAGAACUUCAAUGGCCUUAUCUCAUUAAUUCAAUUACUAAUAAAUAAAAUUUUUGUGGAUCCAAUUGUAUUAGCAUUCCUUAUCAUAAAUUAAUAAUUGGAGAAUGUUUGGAAGAUUGUUUCUUGUAGUUAAGUUCAAUUUGUAUGGUUUUUGAUAAAAAUGAAAUAAUAAGUGGUUGUUAUGAAAAUUAAUAAUUGGCAUAAUAUACAAAGGAAAGAAACAAAUAGAUAUCAAUUUAUUUAAGACAUGUAAAAGAUCCAUUAGUUUAAAUAAAUCAUAAAUGUAUAAAUAAAUUCUUUAAUUAGAAAUUACCCUGCCAGAUAAUUAUGAUCCUUUAAAUAUGAUAAUUUUUGGAGCAACAUGUUUAAUUGUUUGUAUAAUUAUUAUGUUAAUGAUCAAUAUAAAAAUAAAAAAACAAACAGAAGAUAUUGAAAUGUAAGAAAUAAUCAGACACUAACCAAAUAGAAUGAUUCCAUUAAAUUAUUGA
Molecule: messenger RNA, 893 nt
Organism: Paramecium primaurelia
Lineage: Eukaryota; Ciliophora; Oligohymenophorea; Peniculida; Parameciidae
Source: the annotation of a GenBank genome assembly